Leptopilina heterotoma is the source of this 1178-nucleotide messenger RNA. RefSeq lists its product as uncharacterized. The record is from RefSeq and is a predicted model, not a curated record. Bases 528 to 1178 code for a protein of 216 amino acids. The transcript has 2 exons. Lineage: Eukaryota; Metazoa; Arthropoda; Insecta; Hymenoptera; Figitidae.
ACUAAAAAUUCAAAAGUUUUUGCACUAUUCCACGAAAAUUUUCUAAUUCUAACCUGUAAAAUCGUUGAAUUCUUGUAACUUAGGAAUUUUUGUGUGCUAGCCAGUGAGACUUACGCGAAAAUUUAAGAAAUUUAUUUUCUUUUCAGAAUUUUGUCAAUUUAAAUACUGGGACUUCACGGUUGUGAAAACCCACGUCACUAAAUAUGAUGGCGCUUUAAAACACCGUCUAAUUAUGUAUUCACCUUUACCUCCAUCUAAAAUACACAAAGAGAGUCUUAUUGGUAGAAUAAAGCGGGUCUAUUUAAAAAGUUUUAUAUAUAAAGCAUUUUAAAUGGACAAGUUUCAUUCUACCAAUAAGAAGCAUGUUUGUAGAGCAAGCGCAGUUGCAUUUGGGGACGGUCAUUGACAUCUCUUUAAGAGACUGUGUUUUCAUAUAGAUCUCUAUUUCAUGAUUCUUUUGUUUGAACCAUCUGGGAAAAACCUCUCAACCAACCAUUUCAGUCAUUGAAUUGUCUUCUUCUCUGAAUAUGGCCAACGUUGAUGACAAAAUCCUUGAAGAAGCGAGAUGGAUCAACGAAUUGUUUCCAGAAUACAGCAUUGAUAUUAUCUUAAGAAGGUUAAAUACCUACCGAAUGGCGUCGAAUCGCGUCAUUUUGGUAUUAUGGAAAUUGAUGCCCGUCAUGUGUCCAAAACCGCAAUAUCAACUUGAGGGAAAUAAGUCUGCGCCUAAAAGAAAAUCAUCGUCAUCACGCGAUCAGGUUAAGGUCGAAAGUUCGGCAUCAAGCAGUAAAAAAUCGAGAAGCUCGGAUGAAAGUGGGGAAAAUUCGUUGGCAACUUCUUCGAAACACACCACUAUCAUUUCCUCUGCAAAUUUGGAGAGUAAGAAACCGCCGAUUCAGUUUUACCAGAUGCCGUCUUCAUCUCGGUCACAGAUGCAGGAGAUUCAGAUUGAAUCGUCGAAUGAAAAAAAAAAAUCACGACCUGCUGAAAAUGUUCCCGGGGCGAGCUCCUCCAAAACGGAUGAGAUUUUCUACAAUGAAAUUUAUGAUAAACUCAGGGACAUUUUUCCCAAUAUUGAUCCUGCUUUCAUUGAAGAAAAAUGCCAAAAUCCUCCAUUCUCCAUCGAGGGACGUAAUAAGGAAGAACUGAUAUGCAUGUUUAUCGAAUUAUUGUUGUGA